AUGGUCAGGGACCUGCAUGGAGAGAAAGGGACAUGUGAGGCUCAAAAGCAGCAAAAAACCAAAACCCAAACCCAACAAAGACAGAAGUUUCUGGGGAAGAAAAGUGAAGUUUUCCUGCAGCACUGGGAAGAAACAGGAACGUAUCGCCCAUUGCAUCCUGGAAAACCUCCCUGCGAGGGCAGGGAUCUGCCUGGGUUUCUUCUUGGCAGCAAUAACUCAGCGCUGGCAAGCAGCACUUCAGUCCUGAGCGGGCUCGUGGUGGAGCCUUUGCCUUACAACACCACGGAGUUCUUUAGCAAUGGAUACUGUGCCAGGGGGCUGGGAUGGACCAGGACAAGGUGGCACGGGGAAGGGCUGCCAGCAUCACAGACCCCCGUGCCACCUCCCGCAGAGACAGAUUCCUGCUCACAGUCACCUUCCCCUGGGAGGAAUAGCUGCAGAGAGAAGCGAGAUGCUGCUGGGAAGCAAGUGUUUACCCUAUCAAAACCACACUGCCGCGAUACCAAGGGACUGCGGGGUGGUUUCCAGGACGGACGUUCACCAGGCUGCAGCCCCGAAUUUCAAAGGGUGACCUGUGACCGUUGGCCACCCCCAGUUGCAGUCUCUCUCCCCACCACCAUGCGGGCUGCAGGCGUGAUCCGGUACACGGUGUUGCUCAUCACGCUGCUGAGCACAUGGUUCAUCGUGCAGACAUUCUUCGAUCGGAGCUGGAAAGCCAUCAGCCUGCGAAGCUGGCUCGGUGCCAUCAACAAGUCCAGCAGCAAGCAGCUGCCCCAGCACAAGUGCGGGAACAAGAAUAGCUGCUCCGAGGACCAUUUUGCCUUCAAGAUCAUCAGCGGCGCUGCAAACGUGGUGGGACCCUCCAUCUGCUUCGAUGACAUGGUCCUCAUGAGCAGCAUGAAAAACAACGUUGGCAGAGGCCUGAACAUCGCGCUAGUGAAUGGAACAAGUGGGCAGCUCCUGAAAACUGACACAUUCGACAUGUAUUCUGGAGACAUUAACAAACUGGAUACCUUCCUCCAAGAGAUCAAGCAUGGCACCAUCGUGCUGACAGCCAGCUAUGAUGACGCUGCCACAAAGAUGAAUGACAAAGUACGGACACAAUUUGUGGAGCUGGGCAGCAGCCACGUGAGCAAGCUGGGCUUCCGGGACAACUGGGUCUUCUUGGGAGCGAAAGGUCUGAAGAACAAGAGCCCCUUUGAAGAGCACAUCAAAAAUAAUGAGAAGAAAAAUAAAUACGAUGGCUGGCCUGAGAUGCUGGAGAUGGAGGGCUGUGCCCCCAGAAAGAUGGAUUAGCAUCAAGCCUCAGCCUGCCACGGAGGCGAGACCAGUCUCGCAGGGACCCCAGCCCCACCACUGCCCGGUCACAUAGCCCAGCAGUGGCUGCCCACUCCCAGAAACCAGCCAUUUCACAUCAGGGGCUGCGCGG
Harpia harpyja (harpy eagle) is the source of this 1429-nucleotide messenger RNA. It is a transcript of the gene FAM3D, whose product is annotated as FAM3 metabolism regulating signaling molecule D. The record is from RefSeq and is a predicted model, not a curated record. NCBI's taxonomy places the organism in Eukaryota, Metazoa, Chordata, Aves, Accipitriformes, Accipitridae.